This is a messenger RNA of Aspergillus affinis, 576 nucleotides long. RefSeq lists its product as uncharacterized. Lineage: Eukaryota; Fungi; Ascomycota; Eurotiomycetes; Eurotiales; Aspergillaceae. The transcript has a single exon. Bases 1 to 576 code for a protein of 191 amino acids. The record is from RefSeq and is a predicted model, not a curated record.
AUGAACAGAAUAGGGGCAAAACAGACAGGGUCUGGACCUUCCAGCGCCAUGCCGAGCAACGGCAGCGGCCCAACCGCGGAUGCCGUCAAUUGGGAUCGGCGCCCGGGCGGCCUCAGGCAAUCCGCACGAAACCGCCGGGUACACAGUUUGAUAGGAGAAUUUGACACACUGUACGACAUGGCUGGAGAUAUUGGACAGGCCAAGACCAUAGCAAACAGCUCGCUUAGUCUGAUUUGCGUUCGUUGGUCUCUUGGUGCAGGGAAUGACGAAAUAGACCAGGCGUCGGCGCCUCAGGAAGGGACGGCAAUUGGCUUGCCGCCCGCGGGUGGAGCCGGCAGGAGGGAGGGAAGUACAUCGGAGUAUGCAUGGCGAUCCCUCCUGCUCCUUUCUCAUCCCGACAUGAGGCCUUCAACCCACAAGAAGACCGGUCGGGUGGCUGUCACCAAGAGCAAUCGGGAUGAUAUGGUGGUCAACAGUACCGGAGGAUACCGUCAGACUCCUUCCCAUCCCGGUGUGGAACCCGGAGAAGAUCGAAGGAAACGGGAUGAAUUCUGCAAUUCUACGGAGUGUCCAUGA